Messenger RNA from Staurois parvus, 638 nucleotides. NCBI's taxonomy places the organism in Eukaryota, Metazoa, Chordata, Amphibia, Anura, Ranidae. The record is from the annotation of a GenBank genome assembly.
AUAUUUGCAGAUCAUCUUUUGGCCCUUGAUGCCCCAGCUGUUGGAGUGGGAGAAGAAUCUGCAUCUGAUGUUGGGAGAAGUUCAGGCACUCCAAACUUACAUCAAAGGCUGUCACCUACACCUGAGUUGCCUGACAGUCUGUCAACAUUGGAUGCAGCUGGAUAGACACCCCUUCCACCUGGACCCAGCCCCCUUCUCAAGCUUUGGGAAAGGCUGGGGUUCAACAUGGAGAGACUAUGGGAGCAAAGGAGGCUUUCUAAUGCACCAAGUAAUGUGGAAAGGUUACUGGGGCUCCAACAUGAAACCCUGCUUGAACUUGUCACCACGGUCAGGGAUCAGAAUGUAGCGCUGCAGGGCCCUUAGUCAUGAUAUCCGGGCCUUAUGUCAAGCAGUGGCUGAACAAAAUACACCUUCGGACAGAGGCUCCGAACUCCUGUGCAGCAGUUUGGGGCCAAUACCAAGGGUGCCACAGAGUUCCCCUGCUGAAAGUGCCGGGGAAUCAGCAGAGGAACAAGCUUGGGAAUUGCAGAUUCUGGAAAUACCCACUCUGGAGCAGCCCCCUCAACAAACCCCACCCCAUCACCAGUAUGCCUCCUUCCCCGUGGAUCCCACUUCUGCACCUUCCUCACACUCCACUU